AUGCUAUUUUUAAGAUCAUUUUUACCAGAAAAUCAUAUAUUAGCAGGCCAAAUUGAAAAACUAUCCAAUAUAAGUAAAUACACACCAGAAAUAUACCAGCCACUUUACAUUCUAAUUAGCUGUUGUUUAUCUUUAGAAUGUCGACCUUCAGAGAAACUUAUGCUUUCUUUCAAGAAUCAAUUACAUCACGGUCAACGACUUAAAAUUACACAUGUUCCUUCUAAUACUAAAGUCACCGAUGCUCUUUGUCGUUGUUUACAACUUAUGCGAACAGUUGACGAACUUGUUAUCGGUGGAUAUAAUUUCUUUUCAUUAUACUCUAAAUUACCAUCUAUUCUUAAAGAGAAUUCUAAGAUCAAAAGUCUUACAAUCAUCGAAUAUUCCAAAUCAGACGAUUUUUCAGAAUUUUUGAAGUCAAUCCCUAAAGAUGGCUUAGAACGACUUAAAUUUAAAGAUGUUAUCUUCCAAGAUUCAAUGAUAUCAGGAUUUGAAGGUAUUAAAUUACGAUAUAAAUUUAGCGAACUUGUUUUUUCAGGAUGUACAUUCACCGAAGAACAAUUUACAAGACUUAUUGGACUUUCAGAUUCAAUCUCACAACUUAGUUUGUUUUCAUUGUCACAUUUGAAAUUAGAUUUUGAAAUUUCUAAAGAUAUGAUCAAUAAGAUUGUCAAAUUACUUUCUAAUUCAGGUAUAUAUUCACUUAAACUGAAAGAUUUGAAUCUUAAUCUUUGUGACAUUUUUAAGUUUUUAUCAGAUGACAAUUUAUACAUUGUUGACUUAGAUUUAUCACAAAAUUAUUGUUGUUCUAAUCUUCCUGAUGACUUCUUCCUUCCUUCUACAGUCAACGAACUUACUCUUCGCAAUGUUAAAUGGCAAGGUGAUUCAUUAUCAAAAUUUUUAUCUGUCCAACCAUUCAGAUCAGUUAUCCGAGUUGACUGUUCAUAUGCACGGUUCGAUAGUCCUCCUCCGAAAGAUCCAUUUUCUACAUUAGUUGAAGUUCCUCCUUCAACAUUCAUUGAAUCAUUUAUUUGGCAUGAAAAUCCUAUUUCUUCUAAACUUUUUCGGUUCCUAUCUAACUUUUCAUACCUUCAUGAAGGUGUUUUCCAAUCAUGUCCUAUCUUAAAAUCCGAUUCAUCCACAAUAUUGGAAUCCAUGAGCAAUUUCAUUCUGAAAACAAAGAUUGCAAAACUUGCUAUCAUCUCUACUAUCCAAAAUUACAAGGAUAAAGGUAUUGAAGCACUUAAAUAUUCAUUAUCACAGAAUCAGUUCUUACGUGUUCUUAAUAUCUCAAACAAUCGUAUUGGUGAUCGCGGUCUUAUGAUAUUAUUAGACAUUCUUAUCCAAAAUCAGAACAUCACUAAAGUUAAUUUCUCAGGAUCUGAUUUGUGUGAUCCAUCAUUGUUUAUUCAGUUUGUUCGUGAUAUUACACAACUUCCAUCAUUAGUUCAUGUCUCAAAACCACAAAAAGACAUCUCAUUCCUUUGUUCUAAGUCAUCUAAAGGCUACGAAACCGAGUUGAACAUGUUGUGGAACAGUUUGACAGAAGCAACUAUGCGAAACACUGAAAACAACAAACCAGACAGCGAAUCUAACGCUAGUUCAGUUUUCGCAUCGCAACCAGUUGACUCGAUUUCUACACAGGAAUCAUUCAUUUUCACAUAUUUGGAAGCAUCAUGGGAAAUUAAUGUCGAAGUUGGUUAUUUCAACUUCGAUGUCGAAUGGAACUGUCUUCGAAAGGAAUUCGACUACUCAACUAUCAUGAAUGUUGAACUUCCUAACAUGGAUGCACUUUCCAACCAACACCAAGACAAUUUAAUUGAUUUUGAACCUGUUUAA
Messenger RNA from Trichomonas vaginalis G3, 1836 nucleotides. RefSeq names its product ribonuclease inhibitor domain-containing protein. NCBI's taxonomy places the organism in Eukaryota, Parabasalia, Trichomonadida, Trichomonadidae. Bases 1 to 1836 code for a protein of 611 amino acids. The transcript has a single exon. The record is from RefSeq and is a predicted model, not a curated record.